Molecule: messenger RNA, 1828 nt
Organism: Eruca vesicaria subsp. sativa (arugula)
Lineage: Eukaryota; Viridiplantae; Streptophyta; Magnoliopsida; Brassicales; Brassicaceae
Source: the annotation of a GenBank genome assembly
AAUUAAAAAGAUCCUUUCUCUCUCUCUCUCUCUCGAAUUUGAUCGCCGGAAAAAUUCCGCUGUACAAAAAAAGCCGAUCACUUAUCUCUUCAAUCAAAUCCAAACGCUCUGGAUUCUCCGAGUCUCAAAAUCCAUACUUGAUCCAAUCGAGACUUCCACUGAAUCUCUCCACCUAGGGUUUACACAUUAGUCUUUUGCGAUGUUCAAGAAGAUCAUGAAAAGUGGGAGCCGAAAGGCCUCUCGAAACGACACCAACGAUUUCGGAUUCGAUCCAAACCCCAACAUGAUCGUUAACCACGCAUCUCGCCCUUCUCCUCUCCCUUCUUCUCACUCAACAACCAAACAACCACCACCUCCUAUGCAUUCAAUCGAGCCUCUCCCCUUAUUCAAAGACGUCCCCGCGCCCGAGCGCGAAUCCCUCUUCCUCCGAAAACUCCAAAUCUGCUCUUUCCACUUCGAUUUCACCGACACCUUAACCAACGCUAGAGAGAAAGAGAUAAAGCGCCAAACUUUACUCGAGCUAGUCGAUUUCAUCCAAUCCGGAACCGCCAAAAUCAACGAGCUCUGUCAAGAGGAGAUGGUGAAAAUGAUCUCUCUGAAUAUCUUCCGGUGUCUCCCUCCCACCACGGGUCAAGACCCCGCGGAUCCGGAGGAAGACGAGCCUUACUUGGAACCCAAUUGGCCUCAUUUGCAACUUGUCUACGAGCUUUUGAUUAGAUACGUUGUUCCUUCCGACACAGACACCAAAGUUGCGAAACGGUUUAUUGAUCAUGCGUUUGUGUUUAAGCUGCUUGAGUUGUUUGAGACUGAGGAUCCGAGGGAGAGAGAGUAUUUGAAGACGAUUCUUCAUAGGAUUUACGGGAAGUUUAUGGUUCAUAGGCCGUUUAUUAGGAAAGGGAUUAACAAUAUAUUCUAUAGGUUUGUUUAUGAGACGGAGAGGCAUAGUGGGAUUGGGGAGCUUUUGGAGAUUUUGGGGAGUAUUAUUAAUGGGUUUGCUUUGCCGAUGAAGGAGGAGCAUAAGCUGUUUUUGAUUAGGGCGUUGAUACCGUUGCAUAAGCCUAAACCUAUUGCUUUGUAUCAUCAGCAGUUGGCUUAUUGUGUUGUUCAGUUUGUGGAGAAAGAUUAUAGGCUUGCGGAUACGGUGAUUAGAGGGUUGUUGAAGUUUUGGCCGGUUACUAACUGUAUGAAGGAGGUUUUGUUUCUUGGGGAGCUUGAAGAGGUUCUUGAGGCUACGCAACCUGUUGAGUUCCAGAGAUGUAUGGUUCCUCUGUUCCAGCAGGUUGCUCGGUGCCUUAAUAGCUCUCAUUUUCAGGUUGCAGAACGAUCUCUGUUCUUGUGGAACAACGAGCACAUUGUGGUUCUAAUCGCUCAGAACAGAAGUGUAAUACUUCCCAUCAUAUUCGCUUCCCUGGAGAAAAACACAGAGUCUCAUUGGAACCAAGCGGUUCACGGUCUAAGCUCAAAUAUAAAGAGAAUGUUCAUGGAGAUGGACCCUGAGCUCUUUGAAGAAUGUGAGCAAGAGUAUGAAGAGAAACAAGCUAAAUCGAAAGAAGUGGAAGAGCAGCGCCAAAGUAGGUGGAGGAGAUUAGAUGAAGCAGUGGAAGAGCGUGAAAGAGUAGGAGAAGAAGAUCAUAUGAUCACUUCUUAGGAAAAAAAAAACACCAAAUCAACUAAUAAUAUAUUCUUUUUUUCACUUUCUCUUCAUCUAUCUAAAGCAUAUUACAGUUAUUAAUAUAUUUUAUUUCUUGUUGUAACUUUGGCUGUCUAUAACGGUCAGUGCAUUUUUGUAGUGCUAAUUCUUAUUGUCUAAUAAAAUUAUGAAAUUGUG